This is a messenger RNA of Puntigrus tetrazona (Sumatra barb), 1077 nucleotides long. It is a transcript of the gene dnajc17, whose product is annotated as DnaJ (Hsp40) homolog, subfamily C, member 17. NCBI's taxonomy places the organism in Eukaryota, Metazoa, Chordata, Actinopteri, Cypriniformes, Cyprinidae. The transcript has 11 exons. The record is from RefSeq and is a predicted model, not a curated record. Gene Ontology annotation, molecular function: RNA binding. Gene Ontology annotation, cellular component: spliceosomal complex. Gene Ontology annotation, biological process: spliceosomal complex disassembly. Bases 116 to 1018 code for a protein of 300 amino acids.
GGCAGUCACGUGUCCACAAGCUCAAACUCGCUCAGAAGAAGUCUUUAAACUGCCGCCGAAGAGCCCAGGAAUAUCAUUUUCACGCGUUUAUUGUUUUAUUCAGUGAAAAUAAGUCAUGGCGUCAACAAAAGAGAUUUUAGAGAUGGACCUUUACGCUUUAUUGGGGAUUGAAUCGAGCGCGACGGAGAAGCAGAUCAAGAAAGCGUACCGACAGAGAGCCCUGUCCUGCCAUCCUGAUAAAAACCCCGAUAACCCCAAAGCUGCGGAGCUCUUCCACCAGCUGUCUCAGGCUCUGGAGGUUUUGACCGACGCCGCCGCCAAGGCUGCUUAUGACAAGGUCCGCGCUGCAAAAAAACAAGCUGAGGAGAGAAACAGAAAGCUAGACGACAAGAGGAAGAAGAUUAAACUCGAUCUGGAGGCUCGGGAGCGACAGGCGGACAGCGUGAAGGCGGAAGAGGUUAAAAUCACCCGCACGCUAGAAGAGGAGAUCGACCGUCUGAGGGAGGAGGGAUCGAGAGAACUACAGGAGCAACAGAGACUCGUACGAGAGCAGAUCCAGAGAGAGAGACGCACAGACUCUUCAGCUGAACCUCGGGGGAACGGCGACGUGACUCCUAAAUUAAAGCUGAAGUGGAAGUGUAAAAAAGACGACUCGAGCAACGCGGGCUACUCGGCCGAAUGUCUUCAGAGCCUCUUCCAGAAGUACGGAGACGUCUUGAAUAUCCUGAUAUCCAGGAAGAAGAAAGGCAGCGCCGUGGUCGAGUUCUCUUCAGCUAAAGCAGCUGACCUGGCGUUUAAAAACGAGACGGGUCUGAGCGGAAACCCUCUGAAAAUCACGUGGCUUGAAGGACAACCCGCUCCGACGCCACACAUCGAGUCCUUCCCCGGACAGCAGGGCGGUCUGCGCAGCGAGCGUGAUUACGAGAGCGUGGUGCUGAUGAGACUCAGACAGGCCGAGGAGAGGAAGAGGCUGAUCGAGGAGAUGAAGAGGCAGGAGGAAGAGGACGAGAUGGCGUGACUCUCAGCGCUUUACAGGAUUUUAAACUCUCACUCAUCAAUAAAGCCUUCUGGUGAACA